This is a messenger RNA of Peniophora sp. CBMAI 1063, 1425 nucleotides long. The record is from the annotation of a GenBank genome assembly. Lineage: Eukaryota; Fungi; Basidiomycota; Agaricomycetes; Russulales; Peniophoraceae.
AUGAACGACGCCUCAGACGCGUCCUUCAGCGUCACCUUUCCCCUUCCCUUCAGAGUACUCUCGCUCAUCGGCCUCGGAAUACUCGGUUGGGCGGCAAAUGUGCAUGGCUUGCGUGCACUCGGCGUAGACGCAGUGCGGGCUCUUGACCUUAGGCCCGAAGCCGACGAAUACCCUCAGGUCGCUGUUGACGGUGGCCGCGUACACAGGCCCUAUGCCGAUCCCAAAGCAGUGUACAAGCCGGUGUACAGGCUUGCCGUCAUCUAUGCUACCUUUUGUACAGUUGCAUGGUGGUUCUACGACCGAAGCACCCAGGGAAACGCUACGCUUGCGAAUGUCUACAAGUUCAUACCGAGCAUAUGUGCUCUCUGCACGCUGAUCAUGCUCGUCAAUCCAUAUAACAUGCUAUCCAAACGAACUCGUGACGCCUUCAUACUCUCGCUCAGACGUUGCCUGAACCCACCACAUAAUACACCGGUGUACUUCUCUGAUGUUGUAUUUGCCGAUGUCUUCACUUCGUAUGCAAAAGUAAUUGGCGACGUCUGGUUGUCUCUUCUCAUGCUUCUCCCUGGCGGGAGCCUUUUGUCCCCACCUCGACAGGGAGGGCUUGCACGUUGGAUUUUGCCAACACUCAUGAGUCUCCCCUACGCAGUCCGUCUAAGGCAGUGCCUCAUCGAAUACUUUCUUCCCGGAAACACCUCGAAGAAGCAGCUCUGGAAUGCAAUCAAAUAUGCUUCGUCCUUCCCCGUCAUCUAUCUAUCAGCUGCACAGCGUCUCGUCGUUAGCGAUCUUGUCCGGGACAAGGGAGAGCGUGUUGUUGACGAGCCAUGGCAUGGCGAGCAUGCGCUUUUCAGAUUAUGGCUUUUGGCCGGUGCGGUCAACUCGCUCUAUUCGUUUUGGUGGGAUGUCACGAACGAUUGGGGAUUCGACCUCCUAGUGCCUUCAUCAGGGUCCAAACCCAUGCCGCCGCGUGCUCUGGUUCUUCCCGCUUUACACCAGCGGGACGAGUCUGUUACUUCGCGCUCUUCCUCGACUACCUCCCCUCUUCAUUCGCACGCGCCGACAUCUAGACCGACGCAUCCGUGGGGCCUCCGUUCCGUCCUGCUCUUCCCACUCCCGCUAUAUGCCGCAGCCAUCUUCACGGACUUUGUGCUGCGCCUGACCUGGGCGGUCAAACUGAGCAGUCACCUACACGCUCACCGCGCAGGAGAAGGCUCCGGCCUCAUCUUCGUAUUGGAGGUCGCCGAGAUCUUCCGACGGUGGAUGUGGGUUUUCUUCCGUGUUGAAUGGGAGGUCGUCCGUUCUCCGGAGAUGCGGAGGGGACAUGGGGAUGAGAUUGAAGCGCUUGAAAUGGCCGCGGACGAGCUGGGCUCGGAUGGCAAUGGACAUGAAUAUAGAUACGCUGAAGAGCACAAGAUGCGUGGAUAA